Molecule: messenger RNA, 3816 nt
Organism: Bradysia coprophila
Lineage: Eukaryota; Metazoa; Arthropoda; Insecta; Diptera; Sciaridae
Gene: e
Product: nonribosomal peptide synthetase ebony
Source: RefSeq, a predicted model, not a curated record
CGUUAUAUAGACGCUAUUUUUUUCGUAUUGUAAAAACGUUGAAUGAAACGAUUGAAUGGAAAGGGAAUUUUCUUUCAGCGAAACAUAUAUAGCGGGGCUAAAUGCAGAAUAUUUUGCUAGUAUAAUUCUAGGACGCUAUUCAGUUAACAAGUUCGGGUUAUUUUUUUUUGCUCAAUGUUUGUGUUUUGAAUUUUUGAAUGGUUUUUCCGUUAAAACAGAAAACAGAAAUUUGUUUGCAAAUUUACAAAGUUGUAAUUUUUGAGUUAAAAUUUGUUUUAUUUUCGUUAAAGACAACUUUGUCGAGCUUUUAUUUUUGACCUGUGUGGAAAGUGUUUUUUUUUUUGCAAUUAAAAAAAGUUUUUGCCUUUGUUGCAUUCAAUCGAAUCAGUUCAUAGUACAGGAAUUUUACGGAUAUAUUCAAGCAUAAACAGGACAAAUCGAAAUGGGAUCGUUGCAACAGUUAUCAAUUGUGAAAGGAGCCAAUCGCGAACUGAGCCUGAGACCCAUACAGAAAAUAUUUGAGGAAAAUCUACGAAACACAAACAAUAAAACCCAAACGGCGUUAAUUUAUAGCGAUUCAGUGGAUGGCGAACGCAUAACCACUUACGAUGAACUGAAUAAAACCGCCAACCGUUUAGCCGCAUACAUUUUACAAACGAUCCACCAUUCGAACGGUCAACCGAAUUCGGAUGGCGACUGGAUCGUUGCAGUUUGUAUGACACCGUCAGACAAUUUGAUUGCCACUCUAUUGGCCGUGUGGAAAGCGGGCGCUUCGUAUCUUCCAAUUGAUCCAACCUUUCCACAUAAUCGCAUCCAGCAUAUCAUUGGCGAGGCUAGACCAAUACUGCUUAUCUACGACCGUUACGAUGAUUGUUCGGUAUUUUCGGGAACGAAUUAUGUGUCGUUCAAUGAAUUGAUCACGCAAUCAGUCGCCUGUAAUGACGAGAACAUCCGCGAUGGAAACGCUUUAACGAAACAGGAUGGUAAUGGUAUCGCUAUUAUUUUGUACACAAGUGGAUCGACAGGUGUUCCGAAAGGGGUUCGGCUACCGCAUUCGAUUAUUCUGAACCGACUGCAAUGGCAAUGGAAAACAUUUCCGUAUUCAGAUAGCGAAAAAGUUGGAAUAUUUAAAACUGCUCUGACGUUCGUUGACUCAAUUUCAGAGAUAUGGGGCCCAUUACUGAACGGUAUGGCUAUCUUAGUAAUCCCAAAAGAAAUUACGAAAGAUCCAGAAAGAUUAGUGGCUGCUCUGGAACAGUUCAAAAUCGAGCGAUUGGUUCUGGUGCCCACAUUACUACGAGCAAUUUUAAUGUAUCUUGAAUUGAAAAAUGAGCCUGGUCUUCUGUUCAAUCUCAAGAUUUGGGUUUGUUCGGGGGAAAUUCUGUCCACCAUUUUGGCGGAAUCGUUUUUUGAUUAUUUCCAAGAACAAACUCACAUUUUGUGCAAUUUCUACGGAUCCACCGAAAUAAUGGGCGAUGUAACAUAUUUCAUCUGUGAAAGCAAGGCGCAAAUCCAAUGUUUCGAUAAGGUUCCUAUCGGAUACCCAGUGGACAAUACUGUGAUUUACAUAUUAAACAACGAUUUAACGCCGGUCAAAGCUGGCGAGACAGGAGAAAUGUUCGUAUCCGGAUUGAAUUUGGCUGAUGGGUAUGUCAAUGGCAGAGAUCCUCAUCGAUUCAUCGUAAAUCCGCUGGCAAGUGACCCAAAAUACGAUCGCCUGUAUCGAACUGGUGAUUAUGCAUCAGUACGAAAGGGUGGCUGCAUCAUCUACGAGGGUCGAACAGAUUCACAAAUCAAAAUUCGAGGCUAUCGUGUCGAUCUGACGGAAAUCGAGAAAAAUGUCCUUUCCAUCGAAGGCAUCGACAAAGCUAUUGUUCUAUGCUAUCAUGCGGGUGAGAUAGAUCAGGCAUUGUUGUCGUUUGUCACCUUGUCCGACGAUGCAGCGAUACGGCAAGAGGCGCAGCUCGAACAUGCUUUGAAAGCGAAAUUGGCCGACUAUAUGGUACCUCAAGUGAUAAUAAUCGAUUCGGUUCCAUUGCUGGUCAAUGGUAAAAUUGAUCGUCAAUCUUUGCUGAAAAUGUACGAGAAUACGAACAAUAACGAUGACACUGAAAUCGUCAUCGACUAUGACUUUUCGGGCAUUUCCGAGUACAAACUCAGUUUGGCACAUGAUCUUUUCCACACAAUCGGUGAAGUGAUUGGUCGUUCCACCCGUACAACCAUUUCUGCGAAAAGCAAUUUCUAUGAAUUGGGCGGAAAUUCGUUGAACUCAAUUUUCACGGUGUCACAAUUGCGACAUAAAGGCUACAAAAUCGGAAUAACGGAUUUCCUUAAAGCAAAAACUCUCGAGGACGUUUUGGAUCGAAUGAACGAAGACUUCGUUGACGAAGAAUUCAUGCAAUUAGCGGCUGCUCCAUUGGCGCUACAUCACAAGAACCAAACGAUUGAGAUUAUAACAUCGAGUUUCUUUGAGAAAGCCGACCUUGAACAGUGGUUGAAGCCAGACAUUCUGUUCACCGAUUAUGGAGACAUCAUUGAAGAAAUCUGGGAACUGAUGGUGGAAAAGGACCUGAGUUUUGUGGUAAAGGACGAGAAUAAUCAGAUUAUAGGCGUUGCGCUUAACUUUGACGCUAGAGAUGAACCUGAGCUGACGGUAACCAGUAAAAUGAUAAUUGUUUUCGAAUUUCUGGAACAUGUCGAGGGGCCGAUAAGAGAUAAUCAACUUCCCGAAGGCAUCAACAAAAUCUUGCAUUCAUUUAUGAUGGGCACAUCGUCCCAUUUAACGGCCCAAGAGAACAUCGCCGUAAUGCGUUUUAUGGAGGCUGAAGUGUUGAAAUUGGCUACGCGCAAAAAAUUCGCCGGAAUUCUGACAACAAACACGAAUCCGUUGACGCAACAGCUGGGCACCGAUAUUUUCGACUAUCAAGUGAUGUUAGAUUAUCAAGUGAAUCAAUAUGUUUAUCGUGAUGGUAGUAAACCCUUUGGCAGGGCACCGGAUUCACAACGGGCUAUCGUACAUUGGAAGGAAAUCAAAUAUUAAAAAAAAAGGAAAAAAAAUUGUCACAAACUUCACACAUGACCUUUCGAUUAUUUAUUAAACAUACAAGCACCACACAUUGUGUACAUAGAAUGCAGAACUUCCGGAAGUAUUAGAUAGAUCGAUUUCCUUUUAAUUUUAAGUAGACCGCUGUGGAACGGUAUCUUUCUAAUUGAGUUUAGUGCUUGACCAUUUCUUCCAAAAAGAAUUUGGAAUCGACAAAGAAUUCUUUGUCUCAGCCUUCCGUACAGUUGAUGUCAACCAUAUUUGUGUCAAUGUUUGCUUCAGCUGUUUUAACAGUUGGUCCUUUCAUACACAAACACACGCGCGCGGUAUAACCACAUAAGCACGUAUAAGUAGUGUGAUUGUAUGAGUGGAGCAGUUGGUGAAGCAGCUUAGACACAAAUUCGGUUGACAUCAACUGUAAUUUAAAUAACAAAAUUACGUGGUAUCCACCCACAAGGCAUUUUCUUUGAAAUGUUUUUCUGGAUCGAUUGAAGACAGCCCUGCAAAAGCAAAAUCAUUCCAGUCGUUGAAUAUGCCCAAUUUAGGUUUUGUCCAGUUGGUCGCCAAUAAGGCAGGAUUUGUAAAAGCGUGAAUUUAGGUAGGUUGAUAGGCUUUAACGUGUUAACAUUAAUAAGUGACAUCAAAAAUGUAAUUUCUGCACAUUUAGGAAAUGGAGAUGUUAGAAUUAACUAGAAUUAUAAGUAGAGAUUUUAGUUUAAGCUCAUCUGUAUUAUGAGAAACCUAUUACAAUUACAAGUUUAUUCUUAUUAUAA